CAGGGUCACGAGGCGUAGGCCAUGGCAACGGAAUGGUCAUUUGUGUGUUUUUCACCCGUUUGAGCACAAUAUUCAUCAUAACUAUUGCCAGAAAUAGCAGCAAUUCUUGCUGACAAUAAUUUCAUUAUUCUGGAUGCUUUGAUGCCAUCAAAAAUCAGGAUUGUUUUGGAGGGAUACGCGCGGUAUCGUGAUGGCAAGAGGUGGAAGAAACGUUACUGCGUGUUGUCACUCUCACCAACUACUCCCGAUGCGUUACAUUUAUACAUUACUAAAAGUUAUGAUGAUUUCGCAGCUUAUCGUAAUUCAGGCUCAGUACUUACUGCCAUGCUUCCAGCUGUACGCAAGCUACACGAAUUACCAAUUUCCCCAGAAUCCCGUGCUUUGCUUGGUGAUGCUGCCGCUAUUAUACGGAGACCAUCUGAGCACAAUCAUACUUUAUCACUGCAUCAAAAUACUUCCACUCCUAGUUCAUCAGUUACAACUUUCAGUGGUCCUCUAAUUAAUACUGCAGCUCAGUCUUAUAAUGCUGCUUCAGGGAGCACUUCAUCAGGACUUGCAGCAGCAUCAAACUUAGCAUCAAGUGUCGGUGGUCCAGCACCUGUGGACGUAAUCACAGGUUUUGAAAGUGGUUAUCAUAUGGAUAAGGAGUCAAAUAUCAUAGUUCUCAUUGGUGGAUCCUCUGUGUAUGCGUUAGCCCUAGCCGGUAUGGAUGAAAUGUUCUGUUGGGCUGAUAAUUUAGCUCGUAUUGUCGUUGAUAAUCAUUUCCGAGUUACACUACGUCAUACAGGUGAUGGUAGUAAAUUAUUUCAAGGUCUCCAGGGCAGUUUACAUGUACAACAUUGGCGAUUAUGUUUGAUAGGUGAACCAUCAACCGGUUGUAAAUUCAUUUGUAACUGGCGAUUGGAUCAUGUUGAUAAAGCAUAUACAAUGACUAUGCCUGCACAGAGUGCUAAUCAAUUCUUAUCAAACAAUAAUACUAACAAUAAUAAUUCUAGUAUUAUAAAUACCUCUAGUAAUUCUACUACUGUGAGUAGUAAUUCAACGUCAGGUAUCAGUAAUAGUUUCACAACAAUAAAUCCAACAUCGACAUCUGCCACUUGCCUAUCUUCAUCUUCAUUUCAUACUGGUCAUUUGUCGAAUCUGGACAGUCAUAGAACUGGAUCAACCAUAAUGUCAGCAGUAACAACAUCGACAUCAAAUUCUAUCACUGUCAACAAUCCGAACAAACAUUUAUUUUUCAUGGAAUGUAGUCCAGCUUCAGGAAAAGGUCGUGGUUCAUAUAUUUUCGAAAUUGAUGGUAGCCGGUUGGUGGAGUUAACCAUAGCUAUUGAACAAUUCACUGCAUUACGUUAUAAUCCUAAUUUGAAACCGGCUACAUCGGCCGAAGCAUCCCAAUUAACAGCUACAGCUCAAUCAAAUUUAAGUACAAAUAGUUUUGUGACAAUUGAUCGUUGUAAUAAUAAUAAUAAUAAUUUUCUACGUAAUAAUAAUAAUCCAAUGUGUACCAUACACACUAAUAUCGGUGGUGCGGGUGGUGGUUGUAGUAGCAGUAUGACAGAUGAUUUAGGCGUUGCAUCUUCAUCAUUCUCAUCAGAUACAAGUAGUAAUCCACGAUCUGUAUCUCCAACCCAUCAUCAUCAUCACCAGCAUCAUCCUCAACCACAGCAGCAACAACAACAACCAUUGACAAAACGACGUAGUCGUGAUAGUAUAUUUAAUCCUUUAAGAAAAAUAUCCGCUGGACAUCAUAAUUUUAAUCUAUUAUUCAACAAAACAAAUGAUUAUCAAUCUUCAACAAUAGAUCGUUUUCUCAGUAAACAAACAAUGUCAUCAUUUCAUCAUAUGACUUCUACGGCGGGGGCGGCGAUGACAACGACAACAGCAGCAGGAACAAUGACUACUAGCACUAUUGUUACGGAACAAUCAUUAAUGCCGCCUGUAUUACAUUCGAAAUAUAGUAUGAAUUUUCAGCGAACAUCAUCAUUAUCUCCACCAGAUAUGAUGAUGAUGAUGACGACGACAACCAAUGAUCCGCCUAUAUUAUUAGAUCAUUAUAAUCCUAAUUCAUUGUCAAGAUGUGAUCGUUUAUUAUUAAAUCAGACUAAUUUUAAAGAGAAAUUCGAUCCAAGUGGCGGUGGCGGUAGCGCUGCUGCUGCUGCCGCUGCGACAACUCGAGUAACAACGAUUACGAAUAAUAAUAAUAAUAACAAUAUGCAAGAAGGUAACAAUAGUCCGAUUGAAAUUUUGAAUUCAUUCAAAGAAACAUCUCAUAAUGUUAUGGAUUUUAAUAAUAAUAAUAAUAAUCCACUUACCUCAUCCAUAUGUUCAUGUUCAUCAUUAUGUAUUACUACUACUGGGACAAAUAAUACAUUCCCAAUUACUUCAUCAUCAUUUCGUCUAGUUGAUGAUGUGAAUAUAUUGUCAUCAUCGUCUUCUUCUUCACCAAUGAUUGGUUAUGAUCUAAUUGAAAAUGCAUCAGAUGAUAUUAAUAAUAAUAUACAAGUAGCUAAAGUUGCUGCUGGUUUGAUUAUUUCAAGAAAACCACCUCAUCACCAACAUCAUCAUCAUCAUACUCAACAACAACAACAACACAGUGCUGCGGCUAGUGGUGGUUAUUCUACACGAAUUUCUGCGUUAACAUCAAUGAAUUCAAUGUUUACUGGUACUUCUACUAUGAAUACUAUCACUACUACAAUGAAUACUUGUGGUGGUGGUGUUACAAGUAGUCAUUGUAAACAAGCACCACAAUUGCCACCACUUCCUCCAGUUCUUGCUUCCUCGACAAUUUCAUCUUGUUGUCAUCAUCAUCAUCAACAUCAACCUCAUCAUCACCAUCAUCAUCAUCAUACUCAUCAUCAUCGUUUCAUUUUCGAUGGUGGUGGUGCUGGUAGUGGUGGUGGUAAUCAAUCGUCCAGUGGAUGUUCUACAACGGCAGUUCUUCCAUCAGUGCCUAUUCCAUCCAUUGGUACAGAUUCUGGUAUUAAUAUUCAUAGUAUUAUGCAUAAUUCUUCAUCAUCAUGUUCUAGUGAAUAUAAUCGUACACAAAUUUAUCCGGAAUCAUUAUUAUCGAAAGAGAAACAAUAUUCACGAUUAUAUCAUAAUAGUUCAUCAAAUCUUGUUUCUUCAUAUCAUCAUAUCUCAGAUUCAUUGCAUACAUCAAGUUCUGAUUUAAAUUGUCUUGCUGCUGCUACUUCUUCUUCAAUGGAAUCUACAUUAGAUCAAGUUGAUAAGAAUAUUUGUGAUACAGAUGAAAUUACUUCUACUGCUACUACUACUACUACUAUUAUUACUACUACUACUACUACUACUACUACUACAUCUUGUAUUACAGGCAGCCAAAACUCUCCUAAUCAUGAAAUAUUUACAGCAGAUGAAGAUUACUGGGAUUUACGUGAUCAUAGUAAUGCCAAUAGUCAGCAUAAAUCACUAAUACAUUCAUCAAAAGUGACUACAACAACUACAAUUGAUGACGUCAAUACAUCAAAGAAAUCUGAUCAUCUUUGUGCUAUAACUGAUACAAUCCCAUCUACUGUUGUCCCUGAAUUACAUUCAUGUAAAGAAUCAUCACUUCAUUCAUGUGAACUGAAUCGGUUGAUCAAUACAGCAGCAUUUAUCUUUCCUCAUUCUUAUUUAUCAUUAAUUGGACCUGGUCAGUGUAUUUACCGACACCGGUUACAACAAUAUCGAGUCUGUCAUUGUAUAUCUUCACUUCGACGAUCAUUUUCAGCAAGCUCUAAUAUUCAAUUCAUUGGUUUGUCAAGUAAUAAUCUUAAAUUUGUUAAUACUUCUCCAUCUGUAACAGUGAAAACUAUGCGUUCACUAGACAGUUGUGUUGUUGUUCCUUGUACGACAGCUAUAAACGAUGAUAACAAUUCGGUCUUGGACACUACUACUACUACUACGACUACUCCGACCACUACUAUUGAUCAUGAUUCAAAACAUUGUAGGACUUUGCAAUCAUUUUGUGCUAAUCCACGUAUCUCUAUUCCUUCUCCAUUAUAUAAAUCUUUUUGUGGAGGUCGUUUGCAAAAAAUUCACAGAUUAUUUCAUCGUAAACAACCUGAAAGUCAUAAUAAUAAUAAUAAUAAUAAUAAUCUUCAACAUGAAAAAAUCCCAAUGGAAAGAUCAGAGCUUUUACACGAUUUGGAUUUUGACAUACAACUAAAAGAUGACAUAAAAUCGAAAACAUUUUUAUACACUAAUGUACCACCAUUCUGGCAUUGUAAUCGUCACGAUGAUAAUCAUGAUGAUGCAUAUGAUGAAGAUCAUUCUGAUAGAAAUGUUGAUCUUUUUUGCCGAAUCUUUAUUUGCCCACGUCAUGGUAUUCUUAGUCUUCGAUGGAAUUUAAUUAAUGAUACUGGUCAACAGCAUAUCUCACGAUUGGAUACUACUACUGGCAAAAGAAAGACUAUUCCUUCGUCUAAAAAACUCUUAAAAUCAAUAUUUAUUUGUCAAAAGCAUUCAAGAUUAUUAACUCUACCGCUUCAUUCUGUAAAUAAUUCUACAACUUUAUCUCGACCUCUAUCUUGUGUACGUUUAACAACAGAAAGAAAAAGUUCUGAAAAUCCUAAUAUACACAAAGACAACAAUGAUGGUGGUAAUAAGUGUGUUGUUACUUCUCCAAUUGUGUAUAUGACAGGCUCGCAUACACUACCUAAAAACAAAAUUUCCCAUUCCUUAUCACCAUCACCUACAACUCGCACUUCAAACAUUGAUCAGUAUUAUUUGGCAUCAAUCACUCAUCGUAGUCCAUCGUUAACAUCAUUAAAUUCAUUGCCAUGCUCUGAACCAUGUUUAUCUAAGUUAAAUUUCAUUCAUUCAUCAUCAUCAUCACCAUCAUCAUCAUCAACAACAUCAUCAUCAUUCUGUGUAGAAGAUUAUUAUAAUGACUUAUUAGAAUGGCGUACUAAUAAUAAUAAUAAUAACACUAGUUUAAAAUCACUCAAUAAUUCUCAACAGCAACAACAACAACCAUAUGAAUCAUUGUCAACUGUGCCAAAAUCAUGUCAUUCCGAGAAGAAGAAGAUGAUGACGACGACGACGACGUCUGACAAUGACAAUAGUUCAGCAUUAUUACUAUUAUCAUCAUCAUCAUCAUCAUCAAGUGAUUUAAAAUAUCAUUCAAUAGUCAAUUAUAGAAAUACUAUUGAGAAAUCUUUCAUAAAUAAUCCUUUAUGGAAUUAUUAUUAUUAUUAUUAUUAUUCUAAUGUUGAAUUAUUCAAUGAAAUACCAUUUUACUUGUUACGUAUAAAUUCUUACAAUAAUCAAAAUAAUAAUAAUAAUCUAUCUGGUCUAGUGAAAUCUUGUCCACAGAGAAAACACCAACAACAUGCUGAUGCUGAUGAUGCUGAUACAUGUACACAUGAUCAUGUACAUCAUAGUGGUGGUGGUAGUAAUAUGGAUUGUGACAUAUUACAAUUGUCAUCCUUAUCAUCAUCAUUACAUUCGGAUAAACAUACAACGCCAUCACUUUCAUCAUCGAGCUAUUCUUCAGAAGGUCUAGCAUUGCAACUGCCAACAACAACAACAACAAAGGGUAAUAUGAUGAUUACAUGGCCGAGAUCACUUUGUACUGGAAACAGUGUAAUCGACAAUACUGACAAUUGUGAAUUGAAUUAUUCUACAAAUUCACUAUCCUAUAAUAAAAAUAACAAAAGUGCUAAUACUACUACUACUAGUAGUAGUAGUAGUAGUAGUAGUCACACUAGACAAUCAUAUCUAUCUAAGUUAUUUGAUCGUUCUGUGUAUAAUAAUAAUAAUGUCAAAUCAUCCAUGUCACCAUCCAUGUUCAAUUCGACAAUACGAGCAAAUACUUUACCAGCUACAAGAAUUCCACCUGAUCAAUUAAUCAAUAAUACAAAUACAUGGAAUAAUGUGAAUAAUCAUCAUGUGUAUGUUAAUUCAUUGGAAAUUGGUAUUCCUAAUCGAAAUGCUGUCCGGCAUCGUUCAAAUCAUCGUAAUUCCAUUCAUUGCAACAUGUCAGAAGAUUAUAAUACUACAAACAUUACUAGUAUGAGUAAUGAUAGAUUAGAUUAUGUAUUAAGUCGAAAAUGUUUUUAUCAAUCAGAAAUUGAUCCAUCCUCUCGUAUGGUAACUACAGAAGCCUCUAGUAGUAGUAGUAGUAGUAGUAAUAAUAAUAAUAAUAAUAAUGCUAACAGACAAUGCAGAGAAUUCAAUGAACAACUUGACAAAUCCACACUUUCCAUCGGUGAUGGUCGUGAACAACAACUACCGGUUAAUUAUCCUGUCUAUAAUAAUUUGAUUAACUUACGUGAAACUGCUCGUUCUUUGAGUAAUAAUGAUGGUGUUAUUAGUAGUACUAGUAGUAGUAUAUCAUCAUCAUCAGCUCAUGGUUUGAAAUCGAUUUCUUCCCUUCAAUCUUCAUUGCCGACAACAUCUACCUCAAUAUCUGGUAAUAUACAAUCGGACGAUUUAUCAUUGACAUCACAAUUUCUUCAUGUCACCACUAUUAACGACGACGAUGGUUAUCAUCAGAGUCAAUCAACAGCCAGUUAUGUUAAUUUACCAAUGUUUUGGUCGAAUCAUCGCUCUACCACUACUACUACUACUACUGGUACACUUUCGUCAGUAAUUUCUAGGUCGUCCACAUCAUGUCAGCAACAACAAUAUUUCACUGCUGAUCAGACAACACCAAUCACAACAACAACAACAAUAAGUCCUCGAUUAUAUGCUAAUAUGAUGCUUUUCAAUACUACUAGUAAUAAACAGCAAUCAGUUAAAAAUCAACAACAACAACCGAGUAAAACAGAUUUCAAUUUACUAUGCAAAAAUCGUUUUCAUUAUCAUCAUCAUCCUGGUGCUGGUGCUGCUGCUGCUGGUGGUGAUGGUACUUCUACCAGCAGUAUGAUUGAUUGUAGCAGUAGUAGUAAUAGUAGUAGUAAUUUGUUCAUUGGUGCUGGUGAAUCACAACUAUCGAAACUCAUAGAUGUAUCGAAUAAGCCAUCUUACUCAUUUGAACCGAUUUCACCACUCAUUAAUCCUAUUUCUACUAAUACUAAUACUACUACUACUACUGCUACUGCUACAUCAACACUACCUCAAUGUUGUCGAGAAGCAGUAGCAAGAGUACGACCAGCGGUAAAUUUACCUACCAGUUCAGAUUAUUCAAAUCUACCUGAUGAGGUUCGUGAUCCUAGUCGAAAUUAUGCUAUGGUCGAUUUACGACCUAGUCCAGCAAGUUCAUCUAUCCCACCUACAGAGUUAACAUUGAACAUGAUUCAACAUCAUAAUCAUAAUAAUGAUCAUCGAACUGGUCAAUGCACAACUGGUGGUAGUAGUAGUAGUAGUGGUAGCAGUAGUGGUAGUAGUGGCGGUUAUAUUAGUUUAAAUAACAGCACUGGUACCGGUAGUAGUAGUAGUAGUGGUGAUUGUACCAGUGAUGCAGCCACUCUAACAUCAGAUACUGUGGAAAGUUAUAAAACUAUUGGCACUUCUAACGAUAAUAAUAAUAAUAAUAAUUCAUGUAAUAGUAAACUAAAUAAAUCGAAAACAAAGCAUUCAUUCGGUGACAAUGAUGGUGGCGAUCAUAAUUUAUUGACUGGUGGUUCCAUUACUUCACGUCGUAGACAUAGUCAUAGUUUAUCAUUGGUAAAUACUACAACAACAACAACAACAGAUCAUCCAUCAAUUCUAUUAAAUUAUAUUCAUGUUAUCGCUGCGUCAAAUAGUUGUUUUGCUUCAACACUGACAACUACAACAACUACGACUACUACUGCUAUUGAUUAUACAACUCAAUUAUCCAGUUCAGAUAUUGUGAAUGAUUCUAAUCGUUUCAUUAAGAAGAAAAAGAAGGAGAAUUUAAUUUGUGAUUUUGGCAAUUCACCGGAUUCAUCAAAAAGUAGCAGCGGUCUCGGUGAAGUGACAUCAUCCUCGUCAUCAUCAUGUCAAUCCACAGAAUCUUCUUUAGUAGUACCUCCUACUUCGUCAAUUUCAUUUGGUGAUUUGUUUUCAUCAUGUCGUUCGAUGACGUCAUCUGGUACUUCGUCAGUGGAAAGUGGUAGUGUUAACACUACUAAUACUACUAAUAAUAAUAACAGUAAUAUUAUUAUUCAAAAUAUGAUUGAAUUAUCAGAUGAGAAUUGUGUGAACUAUGCACAAAUUGAUUUUGCACGUACAAUGGCAUUAGGUGAAUUAUCUGAUGAUAUUAUUAUGACACAAGAAAAUCAAAUGUUGCAUAAAUUACCUUCUUCUACUACUACGAAUACUACAGGUGAUAAACGUUUUGUCAAUCGAUGGAGUAAUCAUAUUACUACCAGUAAUAGUAAUAGUAGUAGUAGUAGUAAUAAUGCCAGUAAAAUUAAUCGUACUACAUCGGUGAAAAAAACAUUAUGUCGUUCAAUACGCUUAAUUGGUCGUGGAACUCGUAAGAAAAUUGGUUAAUUCUCGAGUAUAAGAAAAUAAUAAAUAGAGAACUCUCUCUAUGUGUGUGUGUGUGCAUGCGUGCCAAUAUGGUUGAUUAUUUGUGUGUUGUGUAGGUGCACGAAUUAAUGUUGGGCAUCUUUGUAGCUAGACGGUGUACUUUUCUCUUCUUUUCUGUAAAGAAUGUUUUGUUUUCAUUUUUGGUUCAAACUAAGUUUUACAUGGAAAUUGUGUGCAAUGUUAUUAUUUAAUAAGGCUUACUGUUUGUUUAUUUCAAUGCUUAUUCAUCAUUUAUCGCCUAUGCUUUUUUUCUUUACCAAUCAAUCGAUAUCAUUCAUGAGUGUAAUUUUAUGCAUGUAUGACUUGACUGACAGUCUUACUUACAACUGCUCAAAUUUUAUCUUUUCAUGUUUGUAGUGAUGAAAUUUUUCAUUUAUUCUCAUAUUUCAAAACAGAAAUGUGUGUGUAUAUUCAAGCUACCAUU
This is a messenger RNA of Schistosoma turkestanicum, 8863 nucleotides long. NCBI's taxonomy places the organism in Eukaryota, Metazoa, Platyhelminthes, Trematoda, Strigeidida, Schistosomatidae. The record is from the annotation of a GenBank genome assembly.